AUUAGAAAGUGGACAGUUCUUGCAGGGGAAAUUUCCUUGUUGCUUCUUCCAGGGAGAUUUAUAUUGCACAGCAAUAUUACCACCACCACCACCACCACCACUUCCUGUAGAUGCAUUCGGCUGUCCAUCUCUCUUCAAUUUAUUUCCUUUCCUACCUCUAUCUCAAUUUCCUCUCUUCCUACGACUUUGUUGUGGGAAUUUUCAGUGUCAUUGUUCUGCUACUUUCAUUGCCAUUUGUCACUUCUCUCUGCCUGUGAUCCAUUUUCCGGUAACUGAAUAUGAUCAACUACUUAAACUGAGUUACCUGGACUGUAAGAUCAAAUCAAAUUGUCAAAUAUGUGUUGACACGGUCAAAUAUCUGACCGGACACCCAAUUUGCAGCAACUGUUCUUCCUAUGGCAUUGAGCACCCAAAGAGCCCCUGCAUCUUUUCUUUUGAAUGAAUCAGCUUCUUUAUGGAAGUAUGAUGUGUUUUUGAGUUUCAGGGGUGUAGACACCCGCAGGGGCUUUGUAUCCCAUUUACACCAUGAAUUGUCCAAAUGCCAAGGAAUUACGACUUUCAUGGACGAUCGAGAGCUUGAAGGAGGAACAAGUAUUCAUCUUGAGCUCUCAAGUGCGAUCAAAGAAUCGCAUAUUGCAAUUGUUGUUCUCUCACCGAACUAUGCUUCUUCCAAAUGGUGCUUGGACGAACUUACAACCAUUCUUCGAUGCAUGGAAUCCAGGAACUCAGUUCUGCCGGUCUUUUAUCAGACAGAUCCAUCUGACGUCGGAAAUCAACGGGGAUGUUUUGCCGAAGCCUUUACGAAGCAUGAACAAAAUUCGAGCAGUACCGAAGAUAAAGAGAAGGUGGUCCAAUGGAAAGCUGAUCUAAAAAAAGUGUCCAAAAUUUGUGGUUGGCACUCGAAGGAAUCUAAGAGUGAAAGUGAGAUUAUACAACAACUCGUCAAAAGUGUGUGGAGGAAAGUGCAAGCUACAUUCCCGUUGUUAGAUUCCCCACAGGAGUUGGUUGGGGUUAAUUUUGGGCUUGAGCAACUAAGUUCGUUGUUAGCUCAUGAUGUCAAUGAUGUUCGCUUUAUAGGGAUAACGGGGAUGGGUGGCAUUGGUAAGACAACCCUUGCUAAGCUUGUUUAUGAUAGAAUCUUCCAUCAUUUUGAAGUUCACUGCUUUCUCGGCAACGUUAGAGAGGUUUCUAACGUUGAUCUUCAAAAAAGACUUCUUUUCCCGGUGUUGAGGGAAAAGAUCGAAGAAAUUUGGGAUGAAGAGCACGGAAUCAUUUUCAUUAAGAAGUGCUUACACAACAAAAAGGUUCUUCUUGUACUUGAUGAUGUGGAUUGUUGUGCCUUGGCCCGUUCGUUAGUGCGGAACCGAGAUUCAGAUUACAACCUCACCAAAAAUCACACACAGUUGAACAAAAUAAAGUACAAGAAAUAAAGACACAGAGAAAUUUACGAGGUUCGGCAAAAAAACUGCCUACGUCCCCGGAGAGAUAUUGCUCUUCACUAUGAAAAUAACAGUACAAGUAUACAUGAGUUAAAUCGAUAUAACUCAAUCCCAUAUCCCUUGUACACCCACUCACAGAAUUUUCCCAAGAGCCUCACUCUACCCCAAGAGUUCUUUCACUAGAAUACUUUUCACUCUAGCUCUCUUGAUUUUCUCUCAACCCAUGUUCAACCUUUUCCAUGGGAGAGCCGAAUGCUCUCCCCUUGGAUGCUCUCACAAAAGGAAUGCUCAAAAACAAAUGGUGCCCUUCCUUCUUUUUUUUCUCUUCACUCGGCUGCACCCUUCAUUCCCUUUAAAAACAACCAAAUACAAAUAAAAUAAUAAGGCUACUUGCUAGCCUUUCCUUUUCUCCUCAAAACAAGGAAAGCAACAAUGAUUUUGUCCACCUUAUUAUUUUAUUAGCCGAAAGUGGAUGUGAGUUGGCCACUUGGCCACAUAUUCCAACAAUCUCCACCUUGGCCAAGUUCCAAAAUUCAUUGGCCUUACGUACCAGCAUGCACACUCUGAAUCAACCUCGUUGGUCCUGUUCCGAUUCAGUCACUGCCAAUGCAUGUGCAGCUGCUGCAAGCUAAAAAUCACCAUUUAGCUUCAGACAGGAUCUCAACACAUCCUCGUCUCCUGCAGCAGGUUUUCCUCCUCUUCAUUGUCUGCAACCUGGAAACUCGUCAGCGCGCCUAUUUCCAGCAACAACCCAUCGAGCCAGACAAAAUUCCCACACUUCCUCCUACCUCAGGACCUUCUCAUCACCUGUGAAUCCCAUAGCUCCACCUGCUGCAAAACCCCUGCAACACUUGAGACUAAACAUCACCAGGAGAAGUGUUGCUUCGAGUACCUAGAGGGCAUACUCAAAGUCUUCCACCACAAACUUGCUAACCCAGCCUUGCACCCGUAGCACUGUGGACCCUUGCCUCCGGAACCGGAUCCGAACCUGCUGUCUCUCUCAGAUCCUCUUUCCAAUUUUCUUCCACGAUUUCAACCUUGAAUAGCUUAAGCAGUCUUGUGCCCACCAUCAUCCAUGGUCUCUUGUGUGUAUCAUUCCACACCAAAGAAGCUUGCACCUGCUCCAAACUUACUGUUUCUUUCCUUGCAGUAAAGUUUCACAAGGUUCUCGUACAAAUCUGAAAGUGAGGUAAGAAGAAAGAGGCCUUUGUCUUCUUCCUCAACAUCAACUUUCGUAGUUGAUCCAAGCAUCCCUAAACACGGCUUCCAUUUCUUCAGACUUCCAUUACUCUCCUUUACCAAGAGCAAAACCGCCUCUCCCUUUAAACUGCUCAACUGAAAAUUCCAUGGUGAACAACAAAUCUGGACCUCCAACGAACCAAAGCCCCCAACGAUGCUCUGAUACCAAUUGUUGUGCCUUGACCCGUUCGUUAGUGCGGAACCGAGAUUCAGAUUACAACCUCACCAAAAAUCACACACAGUUGAACAAAAUAAAGUACAAGAAAUAAAGACACAGAGAAAUUUACGAGGUUCGGCAAAAAAACUGCCUACGUCCCCGGAGAGAUAUUGCUCUUCACUAUGAGAAUAACAGUACAAGUAUACAUGAGUUAAAUCGAUAUAACUCAAUCCCAUAUCCCUUGUACACCCACUCACAGAAUUUUCCCAAGAGCCUCACUCUACCCCAAGAGUUCU
Messenger RNA from Pyrus x bretschneideri (Chinese white pear), 3131 nucleotides. RefSeq names its product disease resistance protein Roq1-like. Gene Ontology annotation, biological process: signal transduction; defense response. The transcript is spliced from 4 exons. NCBI's taxonomy places the organism in Eukaryota, Viridiplantae, Streptophyta, Magnoliopsida, Rosales, Rosaceae. Gene Ontology annotation, molecular function: ADP binding. The record is from RefSeq and is a predicted model, not a curated record. Bases 396 to 1430 code for a protein of 344 amino acids.